GAUGGCGGUGCCCCUGACCGACAGCGAGAAAAGGAAGCAGAUCAGCGUGCGGGGCAUCGCCGGGCUGGGCGACGUGGCCGAGAUCCGCAAGAGCUUCAACCGGCACCUCCACUUCACGCUCGUCAAAGACCGGAACGUGGCCACCCCGCGGGAUUAUUACUUCGCCUUGGCGCACACCGUCAGGGACCAUCUGGUGGGCCGCUGGAUCCGGACGCAGCAGUAUUACUACGAGAAGGACCCCAAGCGUAUUUAUUACCUGUCUUUGGAAUUCUACAUGGGCCGAACACUUCAGAACACGAUGGUGAACCUGGGUUUGCAGAAUGCUUGUGACGAAGCAAUUUACCAGCUUGGGUUGGACCUGGAAGAGCUAGAAGAGAUUGAAGAAGAUGCUGGCCUUGGCAAUGGAGGUCUGGGGCGUCUAGCAGCUUGCUUUCUAGACUCUAUGGCAACACUAGGACUUGGGGCCUACGGCUAUGGCAUCCGCUAUGAAUUUGGCAUUUUUAAUCAGAAGAUUGUUGAUGGCUGGCAGGUGGAAGAAGCUGAUGAUUGGCUACGUUAUGGCAAUCCUUGGGAAAAAGCCCGCCCAGAGUACAUGCUCCCCGUGCACUUCUAUGGCCGAGUGGAACACACUCCAGAUGGCAUCAAAUGGGUUGAUACUCAGGUAGUGCUUGCCAUGCCUUACGACACGCCUGUUCCAGGAUACAAGAACAAUACAGUCAACACUAUGAGGCUGUGGUCCGCCAAAGCUCCCAAUGACUUCAACCUUGAAGAGUUUAAUGUCGGUGAUUAUAUCGAGGCCGUGCUGGACAGAAACUUGGCAGAAAACAUCUCCAGAGUACUAUACCCAAACGAUAAUUUCUUUGAAGGGAAAGAGCUGCGUUUGAAACAGGAGUACUUUGUGGUAGCGGCCACUCUCCAGGAUAUCAUACGACGAUUCAAGUCUUCCAAAUUUGGUUGUCGGGACCCCGUCAGAACCUCUUUUGAAACUUUCCCUGACAAGGUUGCCAUUCAGCUAAAUGAUACCCAUCCUGCCCUCGCUAUUCCUGAGCUCAUGAGAAUCCUCGUUGAUGUUGAAAAAAUGGAUUGGGAUAAGGCCUGGGAAAUCACAAAACGAACCUGCGCGUAUACCAACCAUACGGUGCUGCCUGAAGCUCUGGAACGCUGGCCUGUCUCUGUGUUCGAGAAGCUCCUGCCAAGGCACCUGGAGAUCGUUUAUGCGAUUAACCAAAAACAUCUGGAUAACGUGGCAGCCCUUUUCCCAGGAGAUGUUGACCGCCUCCGAAGGAUGUCUGUGAUUGAGGAAGGCGACUGCAAGAGGAUCAACAUGGCCCACCUCUGUGUUAUUGGUGCUCAUGCAGUCAACGGUGUUGCCAGGAUCCAUUCGGAAAUUGUGAAGAAUUCUGUGUUCAAAGAUUUCUAUGAGCUGGAGCCGGAGAAGUUUCAGAACAAGACUAAUGGCAUCACCCCUCGGCGGUGGCUUCUGCUGUGCAACCCAGGUCUCUCUGAUGUCAUUGUGGAGAGAAUUGGAGAGGAUUUCAUCACUGAUCUGAGCCAGCUGAAGAAGCUGUUGGAUUUCGUUGACGACGAGGCCUUUAUCAGGGAUGUAGCCAAAGUUAAACAGGAGAACAAGCUCAAAUUCUCUGCUUACUUGGAACAACAGUACAAGGUGAAGAUCAACCCUUCCUCUUUGUUUGAUGUGCAUGUCAAGAGGAUUCAUGAGUACAAGAGGCAGCUCCUCAAUUGCCUACAUAUCAUCACUCUCUACAACCGCAUUAGAAAAGACCCCAAAAAAUCCUAUGUGCCAAGAACUGUUAUGAUUGGAGGAAAGGCUGCUCCUGGCUACCACAUGGCAAAAAUGAUUAUUAAACUGAUCACAUCCAUUGGGGACGUAAUCAAUAACGAUCCUUACAUAGGAGACAGACUGAAAGUCAUCUUCUUGGAGAAUUACAGAGUGUCCCUUGCUGAGAAAGUGAUUCCGGCUGCAGACCUGUCUGAACAGAUCUCCACAGCUGGGACUGAGGCGUCCGGAACAGGAAAUAUGAAAUUCAUGUUGAAUGGAGCCCUCACCAUUGGGACCAUGGAUGGGGCCAAUGUGGAGAUGGCAGAGGAAGCCGGAGAAAAUAACCUCUUCAUUUUUGGCAUGCGGGUGGAGGACGUGGAGGCAAUCGAUAAGAAAGGGUACAAUGCUAAGGACUACUAUGACAGGAUCCCAGAGCUCAGACAAGUUAUUGAUCAAAUUAGUAACGGCUUCUUCUCGCCAAAUGAUCCAGAUUGCUUCCGAGAUGUUGUCAACAUGCUGAUGUACCAUGACAGGUUUAAGGUAUUUGCUGAUUAUGAAGCCUAUAUCAAAAGUCAACGGCAAGUGGAACAGUUGUUCAUGAAUCCCAGAGAGUGGACUAAAAAGGUGAUCAAGAACAUUGCAUGCUCUGGCAAGUUUUCCAGCGACAGGACAAUCACGGAAUAUGCCAGAGAAAUCUGGGGAGUGGAGCCUUCUGCCGUGAAGAUCCCCCCGCCCAACAUCCCCAGGGAGUAAUCUGCUGCAGAGGGGCCUGCGCACACCCUGGUCGCCUUGCCA
Euleptes europaea (tarantolino) is the source of this 2575-nucleotide messenger RNA. It is a transcript of the gene PYGB, whose product is annotated as glycogen phosphorylase B. Gene Ontology annotation, biological process: glycogen catabolic process. The coding region runs from base 2 to 2533 and encodes 843 amino acids. NCBI's taxonomy places the organism in Eukaryota, Metazoa, Chordata, Lepidosauria, Squamata, Sphaerodactylidae. The record is from RefSeq and is a predicted model, not a curated record. Gene Ontology annotation, cellular component: cytoplasm. Gene Ontology annotation, molecular function: pyridoxal phosphate binding; glycogen phosphorylase activity. The transcript is spliced from 20 exons.